Molecule: messenger RNA, 4390 nt
Organism: Struthio camelus australis
Lineage: Eukaryota; Metazoa; Chordata; Aves; Struthioniformes; Struthionidae
Source: RefSeq, a predicted model, not a curated record
AUGGCAAAUAUCAGAAAAGUGACUGAAGAAAAAAACGUGAACAAACACGAAUUUAACUUUGAAAAAGCUCGUUUGGAAGUGCACAAGUUUGGAAUCAGUGGCUAUGAGAAGCAGGAGCAACGCAUGUGGGAACAGGAACGUGCUAUCAUGCUGGGAGCCAAGCCCCCCAAAAAAGAACAUGUGAACUACAAGACUUACCAAGAGAAAAUGAAAGAGAAGAAAACAACGGAGGAUGAUAAUAAUGGAAAGAAACAUAAAGGUGAUUCUCUUAAGAAGAAGAAGAAGAAAGAACAGAAGGAGAGGAAGGCCAAAAAAAAGAAAUCAGUGCCCAGCAUUUGGCCUGCAGGACAAGUUGGAAAAUUCAGAGAUGGGACCUUGAUUCUGCAUAGCUGUGACAUAAAGAAAAUUAAAUCAUCUAAAGUUAUCAAAUGAACUUACAACACAGAAUGAAAUCGACAAUAAAAAUAACAUAGAGUUCGUUUUGCCACCACAACGCAUCUACGAAUCUUCUUGCCCUCCCACCACAUUCUAACUCUUUCAGCUGACUUUUAGUUUCAGGAUUUCCCAUCUUCCAUUGUGCUCUGGUGAGACUAUGAUUAUUUAUCUUUUUUCCCUUUUUUAAAUAAAAAUAAGACUCUUCUGUUAAAGUGCAUGUUGACUAUUUUUAUUAGAUAACAAAUGCUAAAGAAAGCAUUUCACGAUUCCUAGAAUUAGUUUAUCGGCUAGAAGGAAAAUAUUAAUUUAAUUCAUUAAUUUAAAUAAAUUAAUGAAAUAAACUACAUAGCUCUUUGCUUUCAUCUGAAAGGAAUAUGCAAAAAGCAAUACCUUAUUGCUCUGAACCUGAAGUAAGUAUUCUUAAACACCUAUCAGGCAUGCAUCUAUUUCUGUAUCUAUAUGAAUUAUUAGUAGAACUACACAGCAAAAACCUAUCCUGUCCAGCAAAACCUUUUAAGGUAUCAAAAUUAUCUGCUUUGGAAUGAAAAUGAGGCUUUUUAAAGUUUUGUCCCAGGUAAGAGUUACAGAUGCAACUUGCAUACGUGUGUAGAGAACUCAAAUUUAAUUAUUUUUUUCAAAUGUGUUUUUUAAAAAACAAAAAAAAAGUUGAUUAAAGACCUGAGCCAAGUGAGGUGGAGACAGCCAAUGGCUACUGGUUGUUCGUCGGUAACUCACAGUUGUUGUGAUCGGUGUUCCUAUGCUAGACCUGAUGAGCCUUUUCUAUGAAAUCUCUGUCAAAUCCAUGGCAAUUGUUAGCAACUUUGCAAAGCGUCCUUGCUGUUUUACCUCAAGCUAAAGAAACUUCAAUAUUUUACGAGGAGACAAAAGUAGUGUCAACUGUCAAAAGACAGAGGAAGGUUUCAUGCUCUGUUACUUACAUGUAAAGUUAUCUAGAGCUUGUUUGCACAGCUUUGGCAGUGAAACAAAUGUAUACGAGACGGCAAAUAACCCUCACUAGGGAAACACUUUUUAGGUGUAUUAGUGAACUUCAGUUUAGCCAGGAGGGUUUAGGAAGUGCACUUCCUAGCUGCCAUCUCAGGGCCUGAAUAAGAUGACAUUUCAUCUUAAGCAAGCAGAGAGGUCUGGGUCACCUCGCAGCUAGCAACAAAAACAGCAGCAUAAUUCCUCUCCCCCAAACAGCUGUAUUCUCAGUUUAAGGAAGUAUUUUGGGGUGGGGGGCGCUUUCUUACGUGCUCCUUCCCUCAUCCCUUCCAGGUUAUUUUCAAGGCUUGCCAACAGAGAGAGGACUCUGAGGACUAGGCCAGAAUGGAAAGUAGGGCCAGAUAAAGAGGGGAAGGGAGUGUUUCUGGAGCCAUAUGGGGUGGGGGCGGGGAAGCAAAUAUUGCUGAAUAUUGUUGUCACAUUUCAUAAUUGCUUAAGUGGAUUUCUUCUUAUUCAGGAUUGGUUGCAAAUUCAAACCAGAAUUAACAGCCCUGUCUGGUUAGCGAAUAUGCAGACUAGAGAAAUGUCAAAUCACUAUUGCAUAUGAAGGUGUAAUCACUAAGCUGGAUUGAGUACAACGCAUCCAAACUUGCUGAGGCAACGUAUAGCCUUUGGAUGUUACAGUGUAACCUGCAUUUUUUAAUUCCUAACUAAUCCUUGUGCUCACUUUUUCUGUGCUCACUUUUACAUAAAGUUUUGUUCAUUUGGCUUUGGGUAUCAUGUGUUGUGGGAGUUAUGUCCCUGAAUCAUCUUGAGUAAUUUACAGGGUUCACUUUCCACCUCCGUAGCUUAGAAAAGCUGUUUAGGAGUGAAACUUGGUCAGAAUGGAGUGCCUAAUCUUUGCAGUUCUAGCCUCAAGCUUUGUAAGCUCUGCUAAAGAAUGAGGUUGCAAGAAGAUCAGUUUUUAAAUUAAAAUUGUUCAGAAUUUUGUGUUUUUAACACCUAUUUAAAAUGUGUGUGUAUGCAUUACAAAAGUUUUCUGCUCUCAGGUGAUAGGCUGCUUUUUAACAGCAAACUCCCGUGGUGAUUUAAGCUGGCUAUGCUACAUCCCAGAAGCGUGCUGUUCUCUGUUAAACAUGAUAGCUUUAAUCCAAUUUAAUUACUAGAUUAUAUAUAUAUAUAUUUAAAAAAAAAAAAGAUAAACACUGCCAUUUGGCAAGCCUAACAGUUGAGAACCUUUAUGCACCUAAUGUUUCUCUGAACUGAAAUAUGUUAUUAACUAGCAGAGUGCAGAGCUUGCUGGCUGAGCAUAGUGUUGUGUCACUUCUGGAGCGUGUACUGAUAUGUGAAAGCCAGUACUGACUGAAUAGCUAAUGGAUUAUUGGCAAAGGAGAGCAGGGACCAUCUUAUUUUGCCUUCCUUCUGCAGCAGGAUAGGGGAAUGAGGGAGGAAAGGAGACAUCUUUGCAUUCUUCCCAUCUGUUCUCUGUCAGGCCUUUUAUACUGUAACAAUAAGCUUUGUUCUUGUUUCCCAGUAAGCUAAAGCUAUUGUGAUUAUCCUAUUAACAGUCAUUUAUCAAGGUCACAUAGCUUAAGUGAGCUAUGUGCCUUUUUCCAGGGGCUGAGUGUGUUACCUCUGUGGCACUGCUCAGUCCCUUCCAAGGCAUCUCCUUGAUACAGGUGUGCAGCUCCAAUAUGACAGGUAAUUUAACUUUCUCACAAAGUUUUAUCAUUCCUGCCCCAGACAAGCCUCUGCCUCCACCAUCUGGCUUUUACACUUACCUGAAGGCCUUUCCAAUCGGAUCCUUUGAGUGACGUAAUUGCUUUCUGCUUACUCCAGUGUCAGAAACUUCUGGAGACUGGGCAAUUACCCAAAGUCUGUAAGACAGGGUGGAACUAAAUAACACAUCCCAAUAUACUCUAUGACCAACGUAAGCCAGAGAUAAUGGAGAGGUAGUGAGAGAGAUGUUUCAUGCCACUGAAUCCAGUGCACACGUUAAGCCCAGAGAUGGAUGAUUUCUCUGAGGAAGGCAUCUUAGCUUUCUCCAGCUAACAGAUUAUUUGAGCUAUAUUAAUGAAGCGUGUAUCAGCAAUUAGGUAUGCAUCCUGCAUGAGUGCCUCAUAUACAUUAUGAUGUAGUAAUAAUAAAUAGGGUACUGAUGCUAAAUUUGUUGGCAAUGUACUAAGAAUUUAUUUAGAAACCGUAGAACAGCAUAAACUCAUAUGUCAGGUUUUCCAAAAGGGUAAUAAUAAUACACAAAGUUUUACUCAGACCAAAAGACAAAAGGCAUUUUGUUUUCAAUUCAAAAAAUACAAACUCUUGUCACAGGUACAAAAUUAUAAAAAGUUGAUAUUCUCCUCUUGAUCUGGUGACAGACACAUACAGAAGAGAUGUAUUUUUCACCAGCUCCAAAUUUAUAUAAGCUAUGGGAAAUGGUGAUAAAGAACAAAUGUCGUUGUUAAGAAGAAAACAGAAACAAGUUCUUGUCUUUCAUUUAACAAGAUGUGAACACCGUUAUCUUAUUCCUUUGCACUUUUUUUUGGUUGCCAACAUUUAAAUUAGUGUUACUCAUGCUCCAUAGAACAAGCAGAAACUAACAGCAGUUCUACCUCAUGCAUUUAUUCUAAUAUUCAUCACAAAAUGAUUUCUCACCAUGCUUUCAUUCAACUACUUAGAAAGCCUACUAUUUUUAUUGACAACAUUUAAGGAAGGUGGUGUCAGCCACCAGGAUGAAAGAAUGCAAUCUGGAUCUGUAAGUGUGAAAAUCAGUACACAUGUAUCUGCUGACCUACAAGAAAAUGUUACAAAUCCUCCAACUAAUCCACCAAUUCACUUUGUGUAGUGCUUGCUUGGAUUUGCCUGCAAUAACAAAACUGUAACAAAACAUCACUUAAGGGGAAAAUGCUGCUGAGUACCUAUUUCAGUAAAGCACACAUCUGUCUUCUGUGUUGUGCAAGGAUGCAGAAGCCCUGCGCACUUAAUUUUUGUGGCUUGCAUGGGCUUCUGCACAUAA